GGGGCUGGGGUCCCCAUCAGUCCCUGCCUCUUACUAUCCUCUGCAUCCCCAGCACCAUGGGAGAGUGGGCGUUCCUAGGCUCACUGCUGGACGCGGUGCAACUACAAUCGCCUCUGGUGGGUCGCCUCUGGUUGGUGGUCAUGCUGAUCUUCCGCAUCCUGGUGCUGGCCACAGUGGGCGGCGCGGUAUUCGAGGACGAGCAAGAGGAGUUUGUGUGCAACACCUUGCAGCCGGGUUGUCGCCAGAUCUGCUACGACCGCGCCUUCCCAGUCUCCCACUACCGCUUCUGGCUCUUCCACAUCCUGCUGCUCUCCGCGCCGCCGGUGCUGUUCGUCAUCUACUCCAUGCACCAGGCCAGCAAGGAGGCGGGCGGCGCGGAGGGUGCAGCGCCGUGUGCGCGCGGGCGCCCGGAGGGCUCUUGCGCACCCUGCGCCCUGCGCGCUCGCCGCGCGCGCCGCUGCUACCUGCUGAGCGUGGCGCUGCGCCUCCUGGCCGAGCUAGCCUUCCUGGGCGGCCAGGCGCUGCUCUACGGCUUCCGUGUGGCCCCGCACUUCGCGUGCGCCGGCCCGCCCUGCCCGCACACCGUCGAUUGCUUCGUGAGCCGGCCCACCGAGAAGACGGUCUUCGUGGUCUUCUACUUCGCCGUGGGGCUGCUAUCGGCGCUGCUCAGCGUGGCCGAGCUGGGCCAUCUGCUCUGGAAGGGCCGCCCGCGCUCCGGAGAGCGCGACAACCGCUGCAACCGUGCGCACGAGGAGGCGCGGAAGCUGCUCCCGCCGCCGCCGCCGCCGCCGCCGCCCGCUCUGCCAUCGCAGCACCCCGACCCAGAUCCCUACGCCCCACCCGCCUAUGCGCACCCGGCACCGGCUGGUGACAGCGAAGGCGAGGGCGGAAGCGGCCGCAGCAAGGCGUCACUAGCCACUGUCCGCCAGGACCUGACCAUCUAG
Molecule: messenger RNA, 944 nt
Organism: Marmota flaviventris (yellow-bellied marmot)
Lineage: Eukaryota; Metazoa; Chordata; Mammalia; Rodentia; Sciuridae
Gene: Gjd3
Product: gap junction protein delta 3
Biological process (GO): cell-cell signaling
Cellular component (GO): connexin complex
Molecular function (GO): gap junction channel activity involved in AV node cell-bundle of His cell electrical coupling
Source: RefSeq, a predicted model, not a curated record